Messenger RNA from Aureobasidium namibiae CBS 147.97, 927 nucleotides. Its product is annotated as polysaccharide deacetylase. Lineage: Eukaryota; Fungi; Ascomycota; Dothideomycetes; Dothideales; Saccotheciaceae. Gene Ontology annotation, molecular function: hydrolase activity, acting on carbon-nitrogen (but not peptide) bonds. The record is from RefSeq and is a predicted model, not a curated record. Gene Ontology annotation, biological process: carbohydrate metabolic process. The transcript has 2 exons. The coding region runs from base 1 to 927 and encodes 308 amino acids.
AUGGCCUCCACUACUCCCAAGCAAAAGAUCAAAAUCGUCCUGUCCAUCGACUUUGACGCUAUCUCUGGCUGGCUAGGCACAUCCCAGCAUCCCGAUAACAAUAUGGCCGAUAUAUCCUCGGGCUACUUUAGCGGCUACGUCGGUGUUUCGCGCCUGCUCAAAGUAUUCUCUCGCUUGGCAAUCUCUGACAAAGUGACUUGGUGUAUUCCUGGCCACUCGCUAGAGACAUUCCCUGAGCAAGCAAAGCAAAUUGUAGACUCGGGUGCUGAGAUAGCAUUACACGGUUACUCCCACGAAGGAAGCACGCAAAUGACUGCACAACAAGAAAGAGAUGUUUUGGUAAAGACGAUAGGGCUGGUGGAGAAUUUGACAGGAAAGAAACCUAGAGGCUACAGAGCACCGCUAUACCAGAUCCAAGAACGAACAGUAAGACUACUACAAGAGCAUGGCUUUCUCUGGGAUUCGAGUCUUGCCCACCUGGACAGUAUGCCAUACUUCUUACCAAAGGAAGUGGAUAAACUCAACACGAUUGAGUUUUCUCCGGACAAGGAGGCUAGCAGCUGGAUGAAACCCUCCAAGGACUUUUUGAGGCUGGAAAAAAGCACUUUGGUCGAGAUACCUUGUAAUUGGUACAUGGAGGAUAUGACUCCUAUGCAAUUCUUCCCCAACGUUCCAAAUUCUCAGGGCUUUGUCGAUGUUCGUCUGAUCGAACGCAUGUGGAUGGAUCGUUUCGAAUGGCUGAAGAGCGAGGUCGAGGAUGGAAGGGAGGAUAUGACCAUUUUCGCUCUCGUCCUCCACCCAGACACUUCUGGAAUGGCACAUGUGAUUGGCAUGAUUCAACGGUUCUUGAGCUGGUUGCAGUCGUUUGGCGAUGAGGUCGAGUUUUGCACCUACGAGCAAAUCGCAACUGAGUUUGCGAAAACAUAG